AUCGCCGAGUUAGCUUGGUCAGACUAUGUCACUUUAAAUGAUUUUGGUUCAAAGUUGUAUAUCCCUAAAUGAAUAUUUUUUUAUCUGUAAAAUAAGUGUUGCGCAUGUGUUGCUGUUGUGCUUAUCUGCAUUGAGCGUUUGAAGUUGUGCAUGUUUUUGGUGUUUUCAUUCGUUCAGUGUACAAGUGUAUCUCUAUACUCAUACUUAUAGUAUAUCUGACUAUAUGUAUUCAUAAUAUUCAUUCAUUCACUUCACCGGAGAGGCGACCCGUCUAUCAAGGGAAUUCUUUCACAUUGAUUUUACAAGUUGUUUUUUUAUAAAUGUAUUUUUGUUAGUCAAUGUGUUGAAGCAGCGGAAUUCCACUUAUUCGCAAACAAUUGAGACAGUUAAUGUGUAAUAAACUAAUAUGCCAUGUACCUAUUAGACAUCAAUGGCCGUAUUGCUGUUUUGUCGUGCUUCAAUAAUAUGUGUUUUGUCGUGUCUGGACAUUAGAUUGUAAUGUUUCAAUUGAAUAAUGUGAUCAUGCAUAACUAUAUUUGCCGAAAGUGGUUCCUGCUGCUGUUAUUCGUGGUUUAUCGAAAGCUGGACCCUGUUGAAGGUUUAAAAUGUUACUGCGACACAACGGGCCCCAGCUGCCAGAACGAGACUUGCGAGACCGACGGCUUCUGCUUCGCGUCCACCACGCUCAAGGACGGCGUCGAAAAAUACGAAUACCGCUGUAUGGACCGUAAAGCACUGAUACCGCCGGAGCACCCCUUCGGUUGCUCCACGACGAAGGCUAAAAAUGAGUCCGUGGUGAUACAGUGUUGUGACAGUCGUGACAUGUGCAAUCGCGAUAUGCGUCCGCAGCUGCAGCCGAAGCCGCCAGACACAACGCCGACCGCGGCGGCAUGGCAAGUGGUGCCCUGGAUUAUUGGCCUAAUGGUACUAGGCAUUUGCGCCGCCAUAAGCUUCUGGUGGGCCAAGAGGUCCCGAAAGAUGCUCAAGAGAGGCCUGGGCUCCAGGCCGCUGUUCCCCGCCGAGGACUCGCUGUGUGAGCCGAGACAUCCGAUACUGGGGGGAACGGCUACUAUCAGGGAUAUGAUUGAGUUGACAACCUCUGGCUCUGGAUCAGGUUUGCCACUACUGGUCCAACGUUCCAUCGCCCGCCAGAUCCAACUGGUAGACAUCAUCGGCAAGGGCCGCUUCGGCGAGGUGUGGCGCGGCCGGUGGCGGGGUGAGAACGUGGCCGUGAAGAUAUUCUCGUCGCGCGAGGAAUGCUCCUGGUUCCGCGAGGCCGAGAUAUACCAGACUGUCAUGUUGCGCCAUGAGAACAUACUCGGGUUCAUCGCAGCUGAUAAUAAAGACAACGGCACAUGGACACAGCUAUGGCUGAUCACCGACUACCACGAGAACGGGUCGCUGUUCGACUUCCUCACCGCGCGUACCAUCGACUCGGCUACGCUCGUCAAGAUGGCGCUCAGCGUCGCCACUGGCCUGGCGCAUCUGCACAUGGACAUCGUCGGCACUAAAGGCAAGCCAGCGAUCGCCCACCGUGAUCUCAAAUCGAAGAACAUUCUAGUGAAGAGCAACCUCACCUGCGUGAUCGGUGACCUCGGGUUGGCGGUGCGGCACAACGUGUCCAGCGAUUCUGUGGACGUGCCGUCGACUAAUCGCGUCGGCACCAAGCGAUACAUGGCGCCGGAGGUGCUAGACGAGACGAUGGACACGCGCCAAUUCGAUCCGUACAAACGCUCGGACGUGUACUCAUUCGGAUUGGUUGUAUGGGAGAUGGCGCGACGCUGCGGCGCGCUGCCUGACGAAUACCAGCCGCCGUACCACGAUUGUGUACCGCCCGAUCCGACUCUUGAGGACAUGAGAAGGGUCGUGUGCCUGGAGCGCCGGCGGCCGAGCGUGCCCAACCGGUGGCAUUCGGACCCGGUCCUCUCCUCAAUCUCGAAGGUGAUGAAGGAGUGCUGGUACCAGAACCCGGCCGCGCGACUCACGGCGCUGCGCAUCAAGAAGACCCUCGCCAACAUCGGCGCGGGCGACCUAGGCAAGAUAUAGACUGAACUAAUGCCGAUUGGACGGCCCAAGGUCAGGUCUGUUACGCUAUAACCACCAUGUUUUCCAUCAAGCUUCGUUUUCACGCAAAAAUAUUGCUUAGCCGGUUGUCAAUAUGGACGAUUUCUAAGUGCAUUUGAUUGACAAUCGAGGUAACUUUUUGCGGAGGAUGACUUACGCUAGUUACAGAAGGUGGAGCAAGAAACGCACUAUAGGUUACUACACCAAAUCUGGUGUGCAUGAACUAAGCAAUGGAUCUACUUGUGAAAGACAUGCUUUCGCACAUUUUACUUGACAGAUGUUGUUUUGUUUAUUUCAUUCACGCCAGCUUUGAUCCGUACGCAAAGCUUACUUAUGAAACAAUAAAGUAAAAACUAUAAGGGUUUGUAUUACUGAGCGUUUUCAAUAACUGAAAUAUCCUAGGUUAAGAUGGUAUUCCGUCUGUCCAAUAUCUUGGUCCAAUGUGCAUUGCAUCUCACUCUUUCAUUAAACAAAAUGUAAGACGAAAAUACACGUUGGACCUAUUGGACAGAUGGAAUAUCGCCCUUACACCUCAUGUAACUUACGCGGUGGUUAAAAGACGCCAAUUGUAUAAAGAUAGUAGUAUAUUAGCAGCGCUGUGCGAAUUUAAAAAGUGUCAUGAACUAGGGAACUUGUGUUCGUGUUGCUUUUUUAAUAUGUACGACUGAAUAGUAGAAACGAGUCAUUGUAAUAGUAAGGAAAAGGAACGCUUGGCGUAUUGCGUUGGGGUUCUCGUUAUUAAAUAUAGUGCAAUGGAGUUCUAGGUACAAAAUUUCAAUUCUGAAUUAGAUUUACUACUUACCGUUUGUGAUGAAGAAUUCAUAGUAUUUGUCUGAAUUGAAAUUUUACUACUUCAAAAAUGAACUAUUCUAUAAGACGGUAUGCAGCCAUUGCAACCUUAUGAUGGAAUCUCGAACUUUCCGUGGAAUAUCGCAAAUAUUGCAAAAAUCAUUUUAUUUGAUCCUGAGCGACGGUUUUCUAGCUUGGCGAUUGUAAUCAUCUACACCUAAUGUAUAACGAGAUUAGUACCAGAACUCUAUUGCAACAAAGAGUUCAAUCGGUUGAAAGUUAUGUUUUGAUAAAGACCGGGCGCACGCAGAAUCCAAAUAUACUAUCGAUGAUUCUAACGAUAACUGCAUAUUGAGCCGUUUUAACUCUAGAUGUUUAUAUGUUCUAGAUGUAUUUGAAGGUAUUCAUGUACCUGAUGUCUGUUUGCGUGCGUCUAGGUCUUCCGCUCUCGCCUUACGAUACAUUUUGCGGUUUGGUCUAGUUAUGGCUAGUGUUUCAUCUUGUAAUUGUAAAGUAUUUGUGGUGUGUGUCAAAUGUAGAUAAAAACAGAGACGUUAGAAGGCUAAGUCAUGUGCGUCAUCAUAAGAGAUAAAUACAUGUUUAAUGUUUCUAGAUGUCGUAAGAUUAGGAGAUCACUUGACCAAUACACCCCGAGUUUCUCAGUACAUCUCUUAAGUCAAACGAGAGACACGAACGGCAAUGUGUAUCGCGGGACGUAAGCCCAGUUCGGCCCCGCCGAAUUGUCCUGACCCCUACCUCUUAGAUUUAUAUUAUUAAAUAUAAUAAUAUCAGAAAGGAGCAUUUAAUAAAUACGUUAUACGGACUUCAUGUAGUGAUAUUAUUUUGUUACCAAGAACGUAGUUUUUAUUUGUUAAGGCUAUCCUGUUUUAUGAGUUUUCUUUGUAAAAAGCUUUUUUUUUUAAUUUUUCUGUGAUAUUUGACUUCGCAGAUAGCGUGUUGUUUCCGAGUGUAUCUAAUAAGUAGGGAACCCAUAUAACGCGUCGAAUUGCGAAUGUAAUUUACGAAUUACGAAGGAUUGCAAAGUACACUUACACUAGUAAGAAGAUUUGUAUCACUGACUAUUUCAGUGACUACGUCGAGUUGGCGCGUUACGUGUGUCCGUGCUGUAUCCGUGUUUGUUACCACGAUUGGUAAUUUUUGCUUUCGCAUGAUUAAGAAUCAUUAUUAAGUACAGCUACUUGUUCACGAGUAAAGUGUAGCCUAUGGGCAGUGAUUGUACUAUAAUAUAAAGUAACAUACAUACAUAAGCAAGCGAAAAUUACGACUCGUAAUGCGUUUCAUUUCAAAUAUAAUUAUAUACCAAAUCUAUUGCUGCGUUAUGCCAGGGUGAACGGAGCGUCACGAUUUGUUGGCUUUAAAAAAAAAUAGGUACACGGUUGAUCUCUUUAAUACUCGAACGACUAAGUUACAACUCGUCGAUCCGAAAAGUUGUGCAAACGAUAUUGUUUGAACAACUUUUCGGAUCGUCGUGUUAUGUGAAGUAAUUAAUGAUCUCUCACAGUAGAUCUAGCACAUGAUUGGCGCGACAGUAUCUCGCGGCAAGAUAGACUACCCGUCUUUUUGUUACUAUGUUAAUUAAAGAGGGACGGGUAAUGUAUUUCGCCGCGAAAUACUGUCACGCCAAUCUUGUGCUAGCCUGGCUGUACUAGCUAAAAACUAUUUGAUUUUAGUGCUUUUAAAUAAAACCCUUACUGACAACGUUGACGCAAAGAAAACAGCUUUCGACGUUUCGUACACAUGUCAGAAAUAACAUGUGUUAAAAAGGGACAGAUGUAAUGGAACGCGAUUACUUUGAUCCGCUAACGUCGCUCCCUUCACUCUCGUAGUCUCGCACUUUAUUCGAUGCAGGAGCGUUUUCAAACUAGAAACUUACAUCUAACACAAUAUUCGCAACUACUACAAAGUGGACAUUGCAUUUUCAUAUAAAAUGAGUCUUACAUGCGUUCGUGUAAUAAUUAACAACGUCACAACAAAUAUUUGCUUUGGUGACAGCCCAUAGUGUCAGUAGAGUAACUAACAUGUUUAGUGUAUUAUACAGUUGAGAUGAAUGGCUUAAGGGUAAUGAGAAAAUAUAUAAAUAUUGAUCUCAAAGGCAGAUACAUAAAAACUAAAUUUAAGAGAAGUUUCACCUUCUCACUUCUUCCCUACACUCUUUUAUUUAUCUUGCUCCUUAUAUAUGUGUGCUUCAAAUUUGAAAUUCUUCUUAUAUUUUAAUUCCGAUGACAAUUCAAUAAUACGCUUCCUUGGAGCUGAUCUGCGGAUGCAGUCAAAAGAACUUGUUGAAGGCAAAAUACAGACAUAGAGUUUAGGCUAGUAAGAAAGGUAUUGAUGUGUAUUUGAUAGACAUGUAAAGGAGAGGAAAGUAGUCAGCAAUUAAAGGGUAUUUCAAAGUAUAUGACACCAACUUGUUUAUAAAAUAAUAUUCUCUUUACUAGAAUAUUUGACAUUAAAUUGGUUUUUAGUUGCAUAGUCAAUGGACUGAGGCCAUUUGUUUAUUGUAUAAAAACGUCGACGUAAUCGUAGGGAAAUCAUAGCAUCGAAGCUAGAGGUGUAAAGAAAGCAAAUGAGGUGAUUUCGGAGGCGUAGACAGAAAUUUUCACGAAAUACUUACUAUCAAUGGCGUAACUGGCAACAUCAGUGAAUCGUUUCAACAAAUCCAGUAAAAAAGAUAAUAUAUACGACCAAGUCGUAGACAUUCGGUCACGUAUGUAGCUUAGGCGAGAUAUGAUAUUGAUGGUGAUUGCAGAUACAUUGGGUAUUUGUGAGCAGGGGGUAUGGAAGAGAAAUGAUGAUAGUUCAACUUGUUUUUAUAAUGUACAGUGCGAUAUGAAGGAGUAGAAAUUAAAUAAAAUGCUACUAAAUAAUUUCCAUAUAAAAUAAUUGCCGUGUUUAAGCAUAUUAUGUGAAAAAUGUGACAGUUACCAAGAAAGUGGCGCUCUCAUAUAAGUUCAACUAUUUUAUGUCGCAUGUACACUCGUACAUAUCUAAAUUGAUAAAAAUAUUAGGUAUUAAACCUUUUCUUACCCCCGAAAUUGGUCACCAUUUUACUUUGUCUUCCAAUUGUAAUUAUUAAAAACCUUUUUUAUAUAUUUUUUUAUAUGGAAUGAAUUGGGUAAAGCGGGGAAGCCGCCUAAUCCGUAUUAUCGACGUGAUGCUAUUGCUUUCGAAGCAAAUAUUGACAGUAGUGUCUCAAUGUAAUGAAUAUUUUAUUUUUAUUUUAGUUCGAGAUUUUUAAAAGGAACAAUUUUGUAUCGAGGAUCGUGUGGAGGAAUAGAGUGCUAUUAGGUUUAACGGAGGAUCGGGACAGAUUGAUUAAGUAGAUUAUUUUAUCUCAAUGAAUUGUGUAGAGAACAGUUGUAGAUGAUAAAUUUCCGUGUUGGUAUGCAAAAUCAAAAGCAUGGAAAUAAUCGUAUAUGAUUUAUAAUUGUUACAUAUUUGCCGUGACUUAUUUAUCAAAAGCGUUUUUUAAUUAAAAAGACAUCAAGAUCGCUUACCUUUUUUCUAAUGCUAAAAAAACGAAACUAUUGUUCCAAUGAUGAGGUAGUUUUAAGCACUGGGAUUCGCCUAAAGCUUUUUUCUAACUUGCCGUCAUGCGAUGACAAGGCAAUAUAGGAUGCAUAAGUGUAAACAUAACACAUAUACAUCGCUCGCAUAAAUAGUAUCGCGCUUUAUAAAUACUUUUGGUAUAUUGUUGUCAUCAAUCGACACGAAAACGUGAUAAUUUGUGAAACACGCUCCUGCUCGAGUUCGGUGCAUUUUAAAUUGUUGAAAUGACAAAUUGUCCUCGUAAGCUUCUAUCAGUUAUGUUCAGUCUAUAUUCUAUCAUACUGCGUGUAAACAACGCCAAUGUUAAAAGUUUAAGUUUUGAAAAAAUACAGUAUACUCGUUCGUUUCUGGCAAUAUUUUUACUUUAAAGUAUUACAGCAAGUAAUCGGUUCUUAUAAAAGGAAAAAAGAACUCGUACACUCAUUUUUAAGACGUUUCUAAAAGGAUAGACACAAGCUUUUAACAUUACGGUUUACAUGUUUUAUAGUCUAUAAAGAUUUAUUUUGUAAUUUAGGACCCAGUUAGAGUAAGCUGAGGUGAGAGAUCAAAAUAAUUUAGCAAAGCACGUAUUUUAAUACUUAUUCCAAAUAAUAAUCUUAUAAAACAUUUGGAAUACGUAUUCGGCCGCGUAGGCAUCUGCCGUACCGUGUACUUUUGGAAUUGGUUUUGUUACGCCGGAUGCUCAUAUUAUAUCCGAUUAGAACUUACUUAAUUAAUACUUACAAAAGUAAGUAAAAGUGACAGAUACUUACAAACAUGAUGUGGUACGGUAUGGUAGAUGAACGCGGCCUUAGAGGCAGCCCUCUUUAUACGAUCUAUUAUACCUACGCGUAAGAUUUUGUAAGCACGUAGAUUUCGUACAUAAUGCAUAACUUGUACAUUUUGUAGACAUUGAGAUAAUUUAUUUUGUUGAUUUAUUUUUUUAUUGAUGCCGUUGUGGCGGAUAUACUUUAACUCGAAACGAAGCGGCCUGUUGUACAAGUAUAAAAAUGAGUUAAAGUAACAAAACAAACUUAAGAAAAACACGUGAAUGUGUUCCUCCGCGGGCGCCAUAAAAUAUUGCAUUCUGUUCCACUGGUGGGAGUUGCGUGUGCAUUGUUUUUCCAACACUACGUUAUUUUUCUUAAGUUUUUGUUUUAUUUUGUUACUUGAAAAUUGGAAGGCUUUUUCAUAUGCGUUUCCAGUUCUAAGUUAAAGAUUAAUUAAAUUAACGAUUACGCUGAAAUAAUUUAUUUUUGCAUUUGCUAAGAGUUUUAAGAAACAUUUGACUGUUGGCCACCAUAACACAAAUAAACAGUUAUUCUUAAUUUACACUUUACUUUUAUUCAUUUUAUCAUUAUUCUCGAAACGCGUAUGAACUUGCUCCGAUUAAUCGUAUUUUGGAACAGAAAGGAGAAAAGUGAUUUGUUUUAAAGUUCACUUCUGUAUAAAUAGUUGAUAAUUUGAGAUUUUGUUUUAGUUUUUAGAUAUGCUUAAGGAAUCGUGUAUAUUUCGAUUAAGCGUAGUGGAAAGAAAAUGACGUAAAUAUGUUA
This is a messenger RNA of Cydia pomonella (codling moth), 7952 nucleotides long. It is a transcript of the gene babo, whose product is annotated as TGF-beta receptor type-1. Gene Ontology annotation, molecular function: ATP binding; activin binding; activin receptor activity, type I. Bases 499 to 2046 code for a protein of 515 amino acids. The record is from RefSeq and is a predicted model, not a curated record. Gene Ontology annotation, cellular component: plasma membrane; activin receptor complex. Lineage: Eukaryota; Metazoa; Arthropoda; Insecta; Lepidoptera; Tortricidae. Gene Ontology annotation, biological process: cellular response to growth factor stimulus; activin receptor signaling pathway; nervous system development. The transcript is spliced from 9 exons.